Molecule: messenger RNA, 2410 nt
Organism: Coregonus clupeaformis (lake whitefish)
Lineage: Eukaryota; Metazoa; Chordata; Actinopteri; Salmoniformes; Salmonidae
Gene: r3hcc1l
Product: R3H domain and coiled-coil containing 1-like
Exons: 7
Coding region: 93-1166 (357 amino acids)
Source: RefSeq, a predicted model, not a curated record
UGUUUUUUUCCCCUUCUAAUUCUAAGCAUCCGGCGGUUUGUUGUACGGUGGAUAUCUAGCCAAGUAAUAAACUACGGAUUAAGGACAGUUGUAUGGUGAUGGAGGGGGAACAAACUCAAGAGGACAGUACCCAACCCCAGCCCCCCGUGUCCUGCUCCAAGAAGCCAGACAAGUCCCUCUACCAGCCCAAGAAGAAGCAGGACGGCCCCAAAGAUAAGGCCCAAACCCAGGGAGACGGCAAACCAAAGCCCAGGCCUCGCUACACGGACAAGGCCCGAAAAAACGCCAAGAACAAGAAGGACAAAGGAGGGAAGACAGGAGGAGAGGGGAAUGGAGUCCUAAACGGUGAGGCCAAACUGGAGGAGAGGGUAGAAGGAGGAGGGGAGAAAGGGCCACAAAAUGAUGGACAGGCUGCUACAGCCAAUCAGGAAGGAGAUGGAGUUGUGGGCUCGCGACUGGAGGGAGGGAGCGAGAGUUCUCCUGAGAGAGAAGGGGGAUCCCGGGAGGGGAUAGAGGAAGGCCUUCAGGAAGAGGAAGAGGAGGAGGAGAGCUGGGACGCUCUCUUUGAUGACGAAGGAGAGUGUUUGGACCCCCAUGUGCUAGAGGAGCUGGCCAUAAAGCAGGGGAGGAAGAAGCGGCCGGUGCAGGAGGCCAGGUUUGACUACUACAGCUUGGAUCAGGAUGGAGAGGGGGACGGAGACACUGAGCUCAGAGAGGAUGAGCUGUCUAACAUCAUAGAAAUCUACGACUUCCCCACAGAGUUUAAGACUGAAGACCUGGUCAAAUCCUUCCAGGCCUACCAGCAGAGAGGCUUUGACAUCCAGUUUGUGGACGAUACACACGCCCUGGCUCUCUUCAACAGCCCCAUAGCAGCUCGGGAGGCUCUGAGGACCAAACAUCCUCUGUUGAAGGUCAGGUCUCUGGCUAAAGCCUCCGUCACCACCAGGGCAAAGGCUCGCAGCUGCUCAGACUACCUGCUCCCUACUAAGGAGCGUCCCCAGACCAGUGCAGUGUUGGCCCGCAGGCUGGUGAUGGGGGCGCUGGGUGUCAAGAGUCCCCAGAGCAAAGAGCACCGCGAAGCAGAGAAAAAAAAACUGCAAGAUGCCAGAGAGCAGAAGCGUCUGGCAGCUAAACAGAGAGACGACGCCUGGGAAGGGAAGGCCUGACGGAGAGGAAAGGAACCACUUACCACCCUCCAGCCCAUCCUCCCUUCACCGUACGGACUAGACACACCUCUGUUCCCUCUCCCCUCCUCACCUACCAUGGGGGCUACACAGCACCCCUCCCUCCCCCCUACGCAGGGCAGCUCUACUGAAGCCAAACUGGACCGAACAGGACUGAACUGAACUUGACUGAGCCAAAGCCCAGAGUGUGUUGCCAGAAGUUUUUAUCUUGAAACCUGGUCAGCUUUAGAUUCAUUAUCAUUACUAACAUUGAUAACAGGGUAAUAUGGACAGGUUUGGAUAAUAUGGACAGGUUUGGAUAAAUGGACAGGUUUGGAUAAUAUGGACAGGUUUGGAUAAUAUGGACAGGUUUGGAUAAUAUGGACAGGUUUGGAUAAAUGGACAGGUUUGGAUAAUAUGGAGGUUUGGGUAAUAAGGGAAGGUUUACCAGGGUCGUAUUCACUAGGAACCAAACGUUGGCCCUGUGUAAGGUGUAAUGAAAUCAUUGUCAACAACAACAACCAACGGAUGCCAGAUAGGAACUUGUGUUGUACUCUCCAGGGUUGUUGUCAAUUCCAUUUAGAUUCCAGUCAAUUCAGAAAGUAAAUCAAAUUCCAAUUCCACAUUUUCCUUAUUGAAAGGCAUUGAGGAGAAUUUGAAUUUCGGUGUACUUCCUGAAUUGACUGGAAUUAAAAUGGAAUUGAACCCAACCCUUAUACCCUAUUCUGUUUUUAUUUACUUUUUAUAUUGUUUUAUUACCAGCUGAUAGGGAGGAACUAAUUAUGACCUAUUUAUGUUACAUUUAUUAAUCUUAUAAAAAUAAUCUCAUUUAGGAAGUGUACCUUGAAUCUUCCUCCCUCAGUUUCUGCUAGCGCUAAAGCGAACUGUUUUUAGUUUAGGGGCAGUGUAUCAAGCGUCUCAGAGUAGGAGUGCUGAUCCAGGAUCAGGUCCCCACCAGUCCAUAUAAUCCUAUUCAUUAUGAUCUAAAAGGCCAAACUGAUCCUAGAUCAGCACUUCUACCCUGAGACGAAUGAGACAUUGAGGCCCAGCUAUCUAACUACUUAAUAAUGAUGAGAGAGGACCGAUACACCAAAUAACAUUAUGAUGAUGUCAGUUGCACCCUAACGUUUGUAAAAAUGUUUUUGUAAAAACAAUGUAUUUUAGUUUUCCUAUUAUAUUGUUCAGUGAACAGGGUUUGUCACUAUGUUUCUCUUAUUGGUGGUUUAAUAAAUCAUUUUUAAACUCUC